AUGCUCGUAACCGGCGGCAGCCGAGGCAUCGGUGCCGCAAUCUGCCGCCGCGCUGCAGCCGCCGGCUACAACGUCAUCAUAAAUUUCUCCGGCCGUUCCGACGCGGCAGAGACGACCGCCGCCGCUGUCCGUGCGGCUGGGCAGCGAGCGCUGACGGUCCAAGGGAACAUGGGCCAAGAGGAGGACAUUCGCGCGCUAUUUUCCGCCGCACAUCGGGAAUUUGGAAAAUUGGACGUGCUGGUCAACAACGCCGGCAUCACCGGAGGGAAGAGCCGCGUCGAGGAUGUGGACAGGCACACCCUCGAGCAAGUAGCCGCCGUCAACAUCGUCGGCCCCGUCCUGUGCUCGCGCGAAGCG
Messenger RNA from Emiliania huxleyi CCMP1516, 357 nucleotides. RefSeq lists its product as hypothetical. Lineage: Eukaryota; Haptophyta; Isochrysidales; Noelaerhabdaceae. The record is from RefSeq and is a predicted model, not a curated record. The transcript has a single exon. The annotation marks the transcript as partial.